Molecule: messenger RNA, 1115 nt
Organism: Eurytemora carolleeae
Lineage: Eukaryota; Metazoa; Arthropoda; Copepoda; Calanoida; Temoridae
Exons: 8
Coding region: 1-1050 (349 amino acids)
Source: RefSeq, a predicted model, not a curated record
AUGGACAAUAAGAAUAAGGAUAAGAAGAAAAAUCUGAAAAGAACCCCGAAAUGGAAUCUCCAGAUUGCAACCCGGCCCCUAGCCAGCAGACUGCACCCUACACAAGAGCCAAAUGGAUUCACUGAUAUUAUUCUGCUGAAGGAUAAACAAGAAAAGGUGAAGGACGGAAACCAGGAUAUAAUUGUAAAAUACAAUCAAGAGUCAACGACAGAACAACAACAAAAUGCGCAGUACAAAUCUCGAAAAAACAAUCCAGAGAGAAAUUUGGAUAUUUCGGUUGCUGACAGAAAACCUGCAGUACAUGCUGUACAUGCUGUACAUGAAGCACAACAGGACAAUCGUCCUUACCUCCCCUAUACUCUACAAACCCCGUACAUGUACGACAAAAAAUCAAUAUUUAAUGUACAGCAAGAAAAUAUAAAAAAGGAAAAUUCAAGCGAUAACGUCGUGUCUGUACAGCCCUUUGAAGUACAGCAAGAUAAUAAGUUUGUACAGCGGCCUUAUCAAACUACUAGUGUACAGCUGGCCCCACAAACAAGACAGUACAGUACAUUUAAGCCUGAGGAGUUUCAUGAAAAUGGGAUUGCAGAUUUUCCUCCUUUCCGGUUCAUUGUACCAGACCGGUCUGCCAGGAGGGAAAUAGUCGAUACUGCCGGACAACUGAAGGAUGCUGUCGUCGAUUUUGUUGAUGUUCCAUUGAUCCGUGCUGUUGUGGAUUUGUACUUCGAUGGAACAAACACACGUGGCAGAAUUAGUCCAGACAGCCGACCAGCCAUUAGGUCCAGUAAUGAAGGAAUUCGAAGAUUUUUAACAACGCUUGCUGGAGGAAUACUAGGAAAACAGCAAUGUUGGGACAGAAUCAUUUGUAAGAUGGGUGAGCUGAUUGGUGGUGUUCAAGGAAAGCAUAUAUUUUUCUUGUUGUUGGAUAGAACUAUACCUGAGGAUUGGGCUGUAUCAAGAUCAGCUUUAAACCUCGCUAAGGAGGGAGCUCAAGAUAAAACAACUUGUAACAGGUUUUCCUGCAAUGACCAGAGAGAGGAAGAAGUGUAAAAAAAGAAAGUUUUUGUUAAAAUUUAUUUAUAUUUCAAGAAAAAAAUAAAUGCUUAUAUAGAAUA